AUGUCUCGACCACUGUCUAUAAGACUUGACUUUUUGAAAAACUCCGCCCAUUUUCUCAGCCUGCGGAGCCCAUCGACAUCUGCUUAUCUGAUGACGGCUCGUAGCAAUAUCAUAGUGUUUGAUGGGUCUUCUUAUACUACUACGGGAGACGAGACGGAAGCCUGUCCUGCGUGUGGAAGUAUUCGGACUCCGGGCGUGAACAGUAGGGUCUUCACAAGAACCGAAGCACCACCAAAACCUACACGGCUUAUGCAAAAACCACAGCACGAGGCUCCAUCCAAGACUCCAUCGAUGCAGAGAUGUGUGGUAUAUGAGUGCACACGAUGUAAGCACGAGGUGGUUCAGCAUCUUCCGCAACCUACGAGGCAAAGGAGGAGAAGAGAUCUACCCAUUGCUCCAUCAGUCAACCCAUCAAUGCCUUCAAAUACUGGGAUGAGCCAGAUAGCGAGCACCGGCUCUGGAGCUUCCAAGACGGGUUCCGAGAAUGCCAGCAGCAAGAAGCGAGCAAAGUUGAGAAAACAAAAAGGCCUACUAGCCAGCCUCUCAACAGAGAAGCAACGUUCUCAACUCCAGUCUAAGCCGGCAAAUUCACUGGAUCUUAUGGAUUUCUUUCAAUCAACGUAG
Molecule: messenger RNA, 624 nt
Organism: Microsporum canis CBS 113480
Lineage: Eukaryota; Fungi; Ascomycota; Eurotiomycetes; Onygenales; Arthrodermataceae
Exons: 1
Coding region: 1-624 (207 amino acids)
Biological process (GO): RNA processing
Source: RefSeq, a predicted model, not a curated record